Messenger RNA from Ailuropoda melanoleuca (giant panda), 967 nucleotides. RefSeq names its product PPP1R2 family member C (gene PPP1R2C). Lineage: Eukaryota; Metazoa; Chordata; Mammalia; Carnivora; Ursidae. The transcript has a single exon. Bases 150 to 722 code for a protein of 190 amino acids. Gene Ontology annotation, molecular function: protein phosphatase inhibitor activity. The record is from RefSeq and is a predicted model, not a curated record. Gene Ontology annotation, biological process: regulation of signal transduction.
CCUGGUGAAGCUCUUAAGGCCGUUGCGACCAGGGCCCAGAACAGACCGAGCUGCCGCUUCAGCCUGGAGGGCGGGCAGGCGGCUGCGACGGGCAGGCGGCUGCGGCGGCCCAACCCUCCCGGGGGCGGCCCUCGGCUCCCCAGGCAGUCAUGGCGGCCUACACCGCCUCACACCGCCCCAUCAAGGGGAUAUUGAAGAACAAGAGUUCCACCGCUUCCUUGGCGGCUAGCUCUGCCCAGCAGUCGGGAGGAACAAUCCAAGAGGUCCAGAGAAAGAAGUCCCAGAGAUGGGACGAAUCCAACAUCCUGGCAACACGCCGUCUAGCCUACAGAGACUACGACUUAAUGAAGAUGAACGAGCCCAGCAGCCCCUAUUUCAGCCCUCAAGACGAUGGAGAAGAUCCCGUAAAUGAUUUUGAAGCAAAGGAAGCCAUGACCCCGGACAUCUUAGCCAAGAAAUUCGCCGCCAGUAGUACCGCGGAGUUGAACUGCCAGUUGGGAGAGCCGGAGAGUGACGGGGUACACAGCAGCAAGAUCCUUCUCGACAAGCAAGAAAAGCAGCGGCAGUUCGAAAUGAAAAGGAAGCUACAUUACACCGAAGGCCUGAACCUCAAGCUGGCAAGACAACUGAUCUCCGAAGACCUUCAGAAACAGAAAGACAAGGAUGACAACGAAGAAACUUUACAUGGUGACAACAAGGAAGACAACACUGCUGCAGAAUAAUCGGAUGAAGGCCCUACAAGUGACGAACUGCAAACCCAGUCAUUCGGCGCAUAGACAACACCUGCUCAGCCCUGCCAUCGCUUGCCACAUACGAACUGCUACGAACUGCUACGAACUGCUAGUCCAACACGCUGCUGCUUGCUCUGUCGAGAGGAGGCUUCCAGUACUGAAAAUACCUUUCAGUUAAACUGUACCUCCAUAAUUCAAUGGUGAACUUAGAAAAUAAUACACUAACGGCAAAACGG